AUGGUAGAGAAGAAAGCACCAAAGACCAUUAAGAAAACAGAUUGUUGGUUUCUAUUUGAGCUCGCAAAGGAUCUCCAUCCUCUCCAGAAGAGAAGAAGAAACAAGAAAAAGCGCCUGGUGCAGAGCCCCAAUUCCUACUUCAUGGAUGUAAAAUGCCCAGGAUGCUAUAAGAUCACCAUGGUCUCUAGCCAUGCGCAAACAGUAGUCUUGUGUGUCGGCUGCUCCACUGUCCUGUGUCAGCCUACAGGAGGAAAAAUAAGGCUGCCAGAAGGAUGCUCCUUCAGGAGGAAGAAGCACUGA
This is a messenger RNA of Grammomys surdaster, 300 nucleotides long. RefSeq names its product 40S ribosomal protein S27-like. The transcript has 3 exons. Gene Ontology annotation, biological process: ribosomal small subunit assembly; translation. Bases 1 to 300 code for a protein of 99 amino acids. Gene Ontology annotation, molecular function: structural constituent of ribosome; RNA binding. The record is from RefSeq and is a predicted model, not a curated record. NCBI's taxonomy places the organism in Eukaryota, Metazoa, Chordata, Mammalia, Rodentia, Muridae. Gene Ontology annotation, cellular component: ribosome; cytosolic small ribosomal subunit.